AUGGAGAACACACUUAGCUCUACCUUGAACGGUCUGACUUCUGCUGUACAAGCUCUCGCUUUACAAAUUAGAUCUAUAAACACCCCCAACAGUCAACCUGCAAGCUCUAAUACACUUCCGUCUCAACCUUUUCCCAACCCCAAAGGAGGCAUCAAUGCCAUCACUUUGAGGUCUGGAACCACACUGCAAGAGAGGAGUUAUGAGGAGCCAUGUUCAAGGGAGAACAUUCAAGUUAAAGAUGCUGUUGAGGUAGAAGAUGCUGAAGAGGAAGAUGAGGUACAAGACAUGGUUGAAGAAGCAGCAACUCAACCAGAGAAUGGAGCAUCAAAGGCAGCUGAAGCUUCACGUGACGCUAUCCCUAUCCCCUUUCCACAUCUUGCAAGAAAGUCUAGAAAGCAGAUGGAGCUUGAUCCCAAAAUGGUAGAAAUCUUCAAAAAGGUUGAAGUAACUAUUCCCCUCUUUGAUGCUAUUCAGCAAGUACCUAAAUAUGCGAAUGAUCCAGGUCCAUGCAUAGUUAGCUGUACUAUUGAGGGUGUAACAAUUUUUGACUGCAUGUGUGAUAUAGGAGCAUGUGUGAGUAUUAUGCCAUUAUCUGUAUAUGAUGCUUUGAUGCUACCUCCUUUAAAAAGGUCGGCAACACGUUUUGUUUUGGCAGAUAAAAGCAUAAUCUCUGUGGUUGGUAUUGCUGAGGAUGUGCUAAUGAGCAUUAAGGGGCUAAUAUUCCCUAUUGAUUUUUACAUCUUGGAGAUGCCCCCUAAUGACUCCGGGAGGCAGUCAUCCAUCCUACUUGGAAGACCAUUUCUGAAGACUUCAAAGUUCAAGUUGGACGCCUUCUCAGGAACCUACUCUUUUGAGAUAGAUGGCAGAACAGUGAGCUUCAAUCUGGAUGAAGCUAUGAGGCAUCCAAUGGAAGAUCACUCCAUCUUCCAGUGUGAUAUUAUUGAUGAGAACAUGGCUGUAGUCCAUCAGGAAGAAAUAGAAGAGAUGCACAUGGAGCAAGUAGCAAGUGUGGGGAAGCCCUCUGAGCUUUCUGAAGAUGUCAUACCACCACACAUAGCUCCAGAUGAUCAAGUGCCUAGCCAGGAGCAGAAAACAGAAUUGAAGCCCCUUCCACCCCACCUCAAGUACGCAUACUGGUGCACAGAAUUGUGA
Messenger RNA from Arachis duranensis, 1152 nucleotides. RefSeq lists its product as uncharacterized. The transcript has 2 exons. Lineage: Eukaryota; Viridiplantae; Streptophyta; Magnoliopsida; Fabales; Fabaceae. The coding region runs from base 1 to 1152 and encodes 383 amino acids. The record is from RefSeq and is a predicted model, not a curated record.